Entrophospora candida is the source of this 965-nucleotide messenger RNA. The record is from the annotation of a GenBank genome assembly. Lineage: Eukaryota; Fungi; Glomeromycota; Glomeromycetes; Entrophosporales; Entrophosporaceae.
AUGUCUGGUUUUGAUAUUACAAUUAUUAUUCAUGGUGACAAAAAAGGACAAUUACCUAAACCUUUUAAUAAUCGUCCUGGGUAUGAUAUGAAAUAUGUUAUGGCAAUUAUUAAUAAAUAUGAUUAUUAUAAUAGUGAACGAAUUAAAAAUGUUUUUGAGAUUGAAAAAUUAUACGAUAAUUUGUCUAUUGUAAAACAGGGUGAAAGUUUUAUUAAGUGGGCUCUACGAGUUAGAAUCAAUCUUCAAGACUUAUUAAGCGAGAAUAAACUUGGUAUGUAUCAUAGAUAUUGCUUAUUCGCUUCUUAUCCUGGAGGUAGACUUGAAGAUUAUAAUAAUUACCAAAACUACUACAGACCAAAACCACUUAAGAAUGGAACUGCGAUCUGUUUUGGAUGUUGGAAAAUUUUUCGUGUUAAUGUUAAUAUAAAACCCAAAAAAAUAUUUGAUCGUCGACGAUGUAUAGAAACUAUAGAAGCUAGAGAUCUGAUGCUAGAUCAUUGGGAUCACAAAUGCGAUAAACCUAAAACCGAUUUUGGGCGUGCAAGGAUUAUACAAAGGGCUUGGAGAAAUUUUAAGAAGAGACCUGAAUCGUUGGCUGCUAAAGUCUGGAAUGCAGUAAGAAAUGAUGGCACUCCUGACGAAGAGAAAUUUUUAGGUAUAACUACUCGCAAAGUAAAAAAUCUUCAAACUCGGGAUCAAUUCAAUCUGUGGCGUAAUAAUAUUAUCACAAUGUAUAAAAAAGAAAAAAACUUUGAUAUGCUCUUCCUCUAUCAAAAAAGAUAUGAAUAUGAAGAAUAUUAUAUUCCGGGUGAUUGGACAAGUUUCAAGAAACAUCAACUACAACAAAGAUUGAGAAAUCAUGUUGACAAGUUGUUCAUUGAACGAGGUUAUAAAAUUGUCUGGGGAAGUUGGGAUACGUUGCUGAAAUGUAUCAAAAAUCCAGAUGAUAAUUAUAUUAUUGAUAA